AGUCGACGCGUAUCGAGCGCACGUCAGUGUCAGUAGCCAGUUGUCAGGUGUCGGCCGCGGAGUACGCGCGUGUGUUCAGUGAAGUGCGCGGGGCUCCACCAUGGCUCUGCUCAGACGAUUAGCCGUCAACGCGCCCCGGGGCGCCCGCGCCCUCGGCUCGGCGCCGCCGCCAAUGCGCGACGAACUCGACCUUUCCUUCAGCAGCCCUAAAGAUGCCUUCAAGAGCAAGAAGACGAGCGAGCUGGUGCGGGCGUACCUCGUCUACCAGAUUUGCUCGGUCAACUGGCUCGUUGAAAACAACGACAUGCUGAUGAAACGGAUGCGGCAAGUGGUCGGGAAGAAGCUCUUCGAGAUGAUAAUGAAAGCCACGUUCUACGGGCAAUUCGUCGCUGGCGAAGACCAGAAUAAGAUCCGACCCACGCUCGACAGACUGCGAUCAUUCGGCGUCAAGUCGAUCCUCGACUACUCCGUCGAAGAGGACCUCUCCCAGGAGGAGGCGGAGAAGCGAGAAGUCAGCGCUUCAAUCUCCCAAAGCGGAGAUAAAGAGGAAGAGGGACAGCUGAAGCAGUACCAUGUGGAGCAGCGCUUCGCCGACCGCCGGUACAAAGUGCACAGUGCGCGCACGUACUUCUACCUCAACGAGGCGGCGUGCGAGAGGAACAUGGAGGCGUUCCUCAAGAGUAUCGAAGCUGUGGCCGACACCACGAAAAGCACCGGCCUCAUGGCGGUCAAGUUGACCGCGCUGGGAAGACCUCAGUUGCUGUUGCAACUGUCCGAAGUGAUCAUGCGCGCGCGCAACUACAUGCAGCAGAUCGUCGGCGGCAUGGGCAACGUGCUCACCCACCACAAGACCAUCGAGGACCUGCAGCGGUACUUCGGGGACCACAGCUCCAAGCCAGAGGUCCAGGAGUUCAUGAAGCAGAUGACCUCGGACAAAGAGGGCAUCGUGCAUUUGUUCCCCUGGUCGGGAAUCCUGGACAAGGAUAUGGGUCUGUCGGACUCGUUCCGUGUACCGGACCCUAAGACCGGCCAGAUGAGACGGCUCAUCUCACAGAUCCUGCCUAAGGAAGAGGAGAUGUUCCGGAACAUGCUCCGGCGGCUGAACCACAUCAUCCAGACCGCGAACGACGCCGACGUGCGAAUUAUGAUCGACGCCGAACAGACAUACUUCCAGCCGGCCAUCAGUCGCAUCUGCCUCGAGAUGAUGCGUCGGUACAACAAGGACAAGUUCCUCGUGUUCAACACGUACCAGACCUACCUGAAGAACACCUACAACGAGAUCCUCACCGACCUGGAGCAGGCCGAGCGGCAGAACUUCUACUGGGGCGCCAAGCUUGUCCGCGGCGCUUACAUCGAGCAGGAGCGCGCGCGAGCUGCGGCGAUGGGUUACGAGGACCCCACCUGUGAGAGCGUGGAGGCUACCACGGUGUCCUUCCACAAGUGUCUCAAGGAGAUCCUUUCCAGGGUCAAGGGCCGCGAGGGCAAGGCGUCCCAGCUGGGUAUCAUGGUGGCGAGCCACAACGAGGACACGGUCCGCUACGCCAUCGAGCUGAUGCAGCAGCACGGGAUCCGGCCCGGCGACAAGGUGGUCUGUUUCGGACAGCUGUUCGGCAUGUGCGACCAUGUCACCUUCCCGCUAGGUCAAGCCGGCUACUCGGCGUACAAGUACGUGCCGUACGGGCCCGUGAACGAGGUGCUACCGUACCUGUCGCGGCGCGCCAACGAGAACCGCGGCUUCCUCUCCAAGAUCAAGAAGGAGAAACGCCUCCUCCUCAAGGAGAUCGCGCGCCGCCUCCUCACCGGACAGAUGUUCUACAAGCCCGUCGGCAACUACAAGCCGGUGUAAAAACCACCUUAACACCUUGUGCUGUAGUCUAAUUUCCUUUGCGGAGUGUUUCGGUUCGAGUUGAAAGUAGUGUAACUCGGAGCGGAUUGUGAUAUGGAUCAUCGGGUUUGUUGUGAAGGUGGUUUAGGAUACUGGCCGGUUGGAAUGUCUAUGAGAGGCUUAAACGUCAACGUAACUAAACUUGUAUUAUAGUUGGCAACAUUGGCUCCUACGAAUAUAACAGUGGUGACAUCUGUAGUGAAAACAUAGUUGCAGGUGGCAAAACUACUAGCGCCAUCUAUAAGUAAAGGACGGUUUUAACCCCAUAAAAGUUACCGUGAUUUUUUUAAAGGUUUGACGUUUGCCUACCGAGAACUCAAGUGAGAUACUUAGAUAUUGACUUGUGCAUCUCACUCACGAUUAAAAUAAUUCAACGCGUUAGAAAGUGUAGAAAAAUGGCGGCUCGACACCGGCGGUACGGUUUUUGAGAUAUAAUGUUACUAGUCAACGUAAUGGAAACGGUCAGUAUUUUCGAAUAUCACCUUUAAUGUCAAUGUGUGAACGGGUCAAUUCAGCAGUACACGAGGAUAUCUGUAAAAUAAAGUUUACGUCGAAAUGGAUCAAAUUUAAUGUUGUUACAAAAGUGAAUGUACCCCGCUUGUCAUACCUAAUAGGAAAUUAAUAGUAUUUAUUUUAAUGCUUAAUUUAUUGUAAUAGGAAGGGUAAUCGACUUUACGUAGUCGAAACAAAGUCCAAAUGAACUUAAAUAGUUGUACAUGUCUUAUUUACAGGCAGUUGUAAUUACAAAAUCGGCGUUGUUUCUGUGCUAUAUUUAUAGGAGUUUUACAAAUGCAAUCAAUUAUGUGUCCUAUUACUGGCUCUUAGAGUCCUUGUUACUGUGUUUAAUUUGAAUGAUUGUCAUUGAAAUUUGUUCCAUUUCUUUUGUAUGAUGGUUCAUAUGAUUUUAGAUAUUAUGACUCGGUCUCAAGCAACGUUUUACAAUAACACUCACGAGUCUGGUGCAUGUAUAAACUUUGGUGACAUAUUAAGGCCUGUAUCUUUGAUAAAAUAAAGAAAAUAACUGUUUAUAUACAUAUCUAUUAUUUGAUAUCUUAUUUAUAUGUAUGAUAAAUAUAAAUUGUAUCCCUUUAUAUAAAAUCAAAAGCAUCGUAUAAUAUGUAUGUUUAUCAAAUUAGAAGAAUUGUUAAAACCGAUUUAUAUACUAUACAAAUUUAUAUCAUGUAAAAUACAUUGUUAUUUUGUUAAUAUAUAUUUAUACAUGUAUAGUAAGUUACUUGCCUUAAGAUAUCACCUAAAAGUGUGUCUGUAUGUUACUAGUAUAUCGGAGAUGUUAAACUUAUUAUUUAGACAAUAACGAAUUACGUAGAAAAUGAUGGAAAAUGAGAAGUGAUUUUUUAAAUGGCUUGUUUCCUUUUGGUAUUACUUACAAUUUAAAUUAUACCUCAGCUCAGAUACUCUUAAAGAGUUCUGUCUCACAAAAUCCGAAAUAAGCUAUUUUCAAAACCCCAAAAAUUAAGAAUGAUUUUGGCCUGCGUCCAUUAUGAUUAUAUUUUGAUUUAAUUUUGUCAAAACUACAACUCUAUAUAUAGUGUCGUAUAAUAUAUGCUGCGUGUUGCAGUUUUGAUAAAGUUGACUAACUGUUUAACUUAUUGUUUUAUUAUAAUUUAUUUUAACAGAUAACUCUCCUCGUAUUGUAAAUGUGUUUAGUUUUUUCUUGUUUAUUGUUGGUGCCGUUUGUGAAUCAUGAGGACUGCUUUAUUGAGUUGAGCUACUUUAAUAUUAAUUUCUCAAAUCUCUCGAUAACAUUAAAAUGUUGUUUAGCAUUCAUGUAAUUGGGAUUUUUCGCGCCACAUUUGCUUUUACCGACCCUCUUUUUAUCAGAAAAGGAUUUAAUAUUACCACCGGUAAGUGGCGCCAUCUGUUAAAGUAGCGCGCAGUUGUAAGUUUCUUUGCAAUAUUAGGCUAUAUCAAUGUCGCGUUUGAACAACUAUUUACUUAAAUCGAAUACGAAUGCAUUUCAUUGUGUUCCAGUUUAUAAACUAAGUUAGAAAUCUGAAUUUUCAUGUUAUUUAUUAUGUAAAUUAUGUACCUAAUAUAGAUAGCUGGCCCAAUGAAUUGUCCUAUUUUCCGAUAAUAUGGGUUAUAUGCAAGCGAUGCUACAUUUCUUUUAAAGAUUGUAAGCUACAAGUGGUCUUAAGUUUCUUGAGCUGGAUUCGAUAUUUAAAACUACUGUUAGGAAUAGGAAAAGUUACAUCUUUGUACAAAAAUGGUGGCAAAAAACGAAAAACAUGCUUGUUUUAAGUUUUACGAUUUGUUCGCUGUUAUAACCCAUAUUUAAGGCGAUAUCUAAGGCACGAAAGGCUUGCAAAUUUUAUUAUUUGCAGAGCACUUUUAUAUUCUCCUAUUGCCACCUCAAAUCAGUUCCUACUUCAUUGAUUUAGGUUCAAUUUUAUUUGAAAUUAUUUGUUUUUAUUUUGCUUUGUAAAAAUAUUGUUAAGUUGCAAAGCCAUAUGAUUACAAUCGAAAUAUCGGCCUCGACGUAAGUAAUGACAUAUUUAGCACAAGUAUUUGAACCCGUAAAGGAUACUUAUAAAUAUAACAUAACACCUAUAAAUAUAACAACAGGGCUCCACGUACAAGAAAUAUAAUAUUAUAUGGUUGAAAAGUUGAAAGCAGUAGGUAUGCUGCAAAUCAUAACUUUUGCAUAUAUACAAUAUGUGUCCUAAGUUACCUCCUCGGGGCACACCAUCUUUACUUUAAUGCAAAUGGAAACUUACUUACUUUUUCAAACAAAAAUAUAUAAUGAAGUGAAAGGGAUCAUGAAUACUUGAAUAGCCCUAUAAUAUAUAUCCCUUUAGAGAAUAAAAAAGUUUGAUAUAAUUAUCUUGGAUUUUUGUGUGAGUGCCCAAGUUCAGUGUCCAAUGCCUUGAAUAAGUCCAAUUUAUGUAGGUUAAAGAACUUGUGCAAACUAUAUGAAAUUAUCGAAUCUCAUUGCAUUUUCAGUAUUAAAGUUUACGUCGGGGUUUUCUAAAUUUGUUAAUUUCGUAUUAUGUUGUUUAAUUCGAUUUAUUUGUAAGCGGUUUUACGUUCUUUACCGUCGAUUAUCAUAAUUGUGAUGCUAUUUUUAGAUUAUUUUACGAAUAGACAUUUAAUAAAGACAUAAGCUCGUUUUGAUAAUUUAUUUUUAUUUUAAUCCUUUCUAUUAUUUAUUAACAUUCAUUAUUUUCAACACACUAACCAUACCUUGCAUUAUAAUAGUGUAAACUUUGCAUCAUAGUACCUAUGGAAGUCCUAUUGACUGUAAAACGUGUGCUCAUUUCUACUGCAUUUACAAAGAAUCCUUCAAAGAUCUCUUCCUAACUUUAACCUUUUCGCCGCCAUUGACUUUGUUAUAAAGUCAGUACAUUUCUUGCCUCACACGCCACGACUUCAUAUCAAGUCGUGCAAUUUUUGACAUGGCUUUGAUGACGCUUUAUUACUUCAUUGAGGUGGCUGCGAAAAGGUUAAUGGUAAAACAAAUGCGUUGCAUGGUAAAACUAAACUGACUCGAGAAGUCCAACUGAUCAACCAAUUUUUCCAAUAAUGUUGCACAAUCCUGAACAACACCUGAUGUCCUGUUAAUGAAAUAACAAAGCUACUCGAGAUUACCUUAAAUUUGAUAAUUAUUGAAAUAUCGGGGUCGGUAUGAAGAAGUUUAUUUUACUUUUGAGUAGGAUCUACUCAUCAUUGAGCAAGAUGGAAAACAUGACAUCCAGGUAAUUUUCCAUAAAUUAAAUUUAAAUUACUUCUAAUAGAGUAAACAUCGAUAAUUUGCUACUCAAAACUGCGAUAGGUGGCUUCCAACUUACAGAAUUGUCAUCAUUAAUUAAUUGAAUUUGUUAACGUUUGGAGCCAACGUAAGGUAGAUUUAUCCGAAACCUAGAAAAUGUUUGAGUAAAGUUUAGACUUAUACUGUUGGGAAAACGCCUAAAUUAUUUGUGUAAAGUAAGUAGGAGUAAGAAUUGGUUUUCUUCUGAAAUGUGAAGAAAACUGAAUUCCCCACACCGACCCUGCAUAACAUAGCAAUGAGUCAUUAUUGCAGACAAUAAUAGUAAUAUUUACUUGUAUGUUAUUGUCAUUAUCGGUCCAUGUUGAUUGGUAUAACAUAUUUACGCCCUUUUUCAAAACCGAAUAUUAAAAUAAAUGUAUGUAAGUUUGUUAUUUAACAAAGAAAUCAAUUCUAAGCUUUGUUUGGGAAUUCUUGAUGAAUAUCACAUAGCUUUUCUUUCGUUAUAUUCUCGAAAGAAAAUGCGUUAAUGUAUCACGAUAUUUGGCAUGGCGUUUUAAUACUAGUUCAAAGUUUGAUGAGGAAUUGAUGAAAAUUUCCUUGGUAAUAAGUCAUAAAUGUAAUGGUUAAUUUCAAAAUUGUCGCAGAUCGGGACAAACUGUAUUAUAAAAUAUUUAGAAAAUAUAUAAUAUAUAGAGCCUGAGGCCCGAAACAUGUCUGUGAAAAAUACAAGUGAGUGUAACCGUUGUAUAAAUAAUUUAAAAUAUGUCUCAUGAAACUUUAAUUUCGAAAACUGUAUUAUAUCUCAUGGAUGAAUUAAAAUAUCCAACACUGCCGAAUGAAAAUAUCCAACACUGUUGGAUCAUUUCACUAAUAUAUUCGUUUUUCAGGUUUUACCUUUUCGACGCCGGCGCCGUGUCAAAAACAAAAGAUGUCACGCGGACACCACGUCACCGAAAUGUCAAAACUUAAAUUGAACUUUAUGCAUAUGCACGUAGGUCUAUGUUGCUCUGUGGUCUGUGACCGUUUAAUCGGCCCUUGGCGUUGAACGUGCGGUGCGGAUGUAUCGGUCAUUGGCGUCCAAAAGGUUAAAUCACCGGCUAUCGAAGGCAUCGAAGCGCUUGCAUUUAGAGUUAGGUCCUUAGCGGCUGUAGGCUUCUAUAGCGUUAUUAUAAGAUAUCGGGUUUGGAAAAGGGCAUUAACUAGAUAUUUGAGAAAUAAAGACGUUUAAUGUUGA
Messenger RNA from Cydia fagiglandana, 6849 nucleotides. It is a transcript of the gene slgA, whose product is annotated as proline dehydrogenase 1, mitochondrial. Gene Ontology annotation, cellular component: mitochondrion. The transcript has 13 exons. The coding region runs from base 101 to 1846 and encodes 581 amino acids. The record is from RefSeq and is a predicted model, not a curated record. Lineage: Eukaryota; Metazoa; Arthropoda; Insecta; Lepidoptera; Tortricidae. Gene Ontology annotation, molecular function: proline dehydrogenase activity; FAD binding.